Haliotis rufescens (red abalone) is the source of this 1384-nucleotide messenger RNA. RefSeq lists its product as uncharacterized. The record is from RefSeq and is a predicted model, not a curated record. The coding region runs from base 1 to 1329 and encodes 442 amino acids. The transcript has 5 exons. NCBI's taxonomy places the organism in Eukaryota, Metazoa, Mollusca, Gastropoda, Lepetellida, Haliotidae.
AUGGCGAAGGGCUAUCGUCAGAAACUGGAUUUAUAUGGGAAAACCGUAUCCGGCUUCUUACUUGUAGAAGAACGUAACCCGCUUGAUCCGUGUUGUUCAGGAAACAUCGUCAGUUGUGAUGGCUUCCACAGUGUUGGCGCUGCAGCUAGCUCUACUUCUGCCAUUCGUUCACGGGCUGUCUCUUCAACUUUCCAAGAAAGACGUGACUCUUUGACGCCAGUUUUGAUUCGACUGGCUAAUUACGGUGUCGCCGUAAACGUCACCGUUAAAUAUUCAGCUCGCAAGCAGGUGACCUCAUUAUGGUGGCUCAAUGGAAAUCUGGUUGUAGAUGGCGAUGAUGGUGUCAGAACGGAAGUGAAUUACAUCUAUUACACAACGGAAUACAAUGGUGUUCGGCGACACUUGAAGACAGCGUCAAUACGGAUACCAUCAGCGUUCAAUGUCGAAACACUUCAGAUCCAAUUCGCAGGCAAAUCCAUCGACGUCACCAUCAGCAUCAACGUGGUCACAAUAGCAUCCGGGAAAUCACUACUGGAAUAUAUACCCAAGUACGAGUAUAAAGUGACUCCAAAUUAUCGUGUCACCUACAACCCCGGAGACUCCCUUUCAUUCCGUUCUUCCUUUAAAUCAAAGGACCUUGUCCGUAGUACCUGGGACGGAUUUAAAGUGGAGUUCACUAGCAUCGAUGACUGCAUAAGCCCUCCAAUAAUCCAGAUCAAAACAGCCGAGUCAGACCCCGAAUUUCUUGCAGUCCACACUCCGAGACGUGAAGAUGUUUACCUUCAUUAUUGGGAUUAUAUUUAUGUAGGAAAUCCAAAGUACAAAAUACGAUACUUGAACGUGACCUACAACUCAUCCGGCGACCUACCCCGGGGAAUACUGAAGCUCACCAAUGGGUACAGUUUUACAAGGUCAUGCCAAUUGUUAGCAGGCAUGAAGGUCACCUACAUGUUAUUCCUCACACCAGCAUCUGAUUCCUAUUUCUUCGCGGAAAAGGCAGUUGUUCUUGACAAAGGGGAGAGAAAUUACUAUGCUGAAAAUGGCGGCGAAGUCGAUGUAUUGCUCAAGGCUAUAGGGGGCAGUGAGGUGAGCGAAAUAUGGGAUGAACCAUUGUAUGAAUAUCCAGACAUCCGGCUGUCAAGGAAGAAUCAGACCAUAGAACCAGUUGCUGAUAUUCAACGUUUCUUCGAAAGAAAGGUUUACUUCCGCUUCCGUCCUGUGACGCCAGAGCAAGCCGGCAGAUAUUUAGUAGUAGCCACGAUGAGGUCUCCAAACGGCACGGGCACGGCAAAAGCUAAUUUGAACAUCAAUGUCCUCAAUGUCUGUUGAAUUAUAACGUUUAUCAGGCUAAUAAAUCUUACUGAUUAUCAGUUUCCUUAAUGAA